Molecule: messenger RNA, 294 nt
Organism: Ostertagia ostertagi
Lineage: Eukaryota; Metazoa; Nematoda; Chromadorea; Rhabditida; Trichostrongylidae
Source: the annotation of a GenBank genome assembly
AUGUCAUCGAAUGGAAUGACAAUGAGAAGAGAUCACAGUACAAUAAGCAGUUCCAACGAAAAGAGCAGCUCGGAUGAUUCACGUGAAAAAUUGGUUAUUGGCUUAACGGCUAAGCAGCUCGAAAUAGCUCGGCAAACGAGAUUCUGGAAAACCUGGAGGAUCGCUGUGUUGGUACUGUUUUGGCUGCUUUGGGCAGGAAUGGUGACUGGUGCAGUGCUUAUCAUCGUUCUCAAGAAUGGAGAUGUGCCCAAAACUACAACUGUGGUAAUUACAGAGACAUCCACGCAUAAAUAA